AUGGUUCAGCAGUUAGCGUUAUAUUCUGCUAUAGAAGACGAAUCUUACGCAUUAUGUGUUGAAACCUUGACUAUACUAUCGAGCAAUAAACCAAGGUUGUUUGCGAAUUUGAAUAAUGUAUACAAGCCCAAUCCGUCAUUACAGAUUGAAAAAGUGAAUGCUAAGAACCAGAUGGUGGAACAGACUAGGGUAAAGCUAAGCACCGCAAUCCCAAUAUCGACGUUGGGAAAUGGCGAGGAACUAAGCUACCACUUCAUGAGCAAUUUGAAUACCGACGAAAUCAGCUCUUUUAACUUGCAGAGGUUCAUGGAAGAAGUUGAGAACAAUAAUAGCAACCAUUGGGCAUUCCAGAUUUCUGAUAUACCGGCAGCGGGAAACAAUAGGAAACUUUCUAACCAAACGAUUCACGAAUCGGUAAUACAGAGUAGCAGUGGGUCUGUAUCAUCUUUCAUAGAUGAAUUGGGAUAUGUUGACGAUUAUCAUUACAUCGUUGUUGGCGUCAAGUUCCAGUUCGUAACGGGUAUAAUCGUGGAGGUAUACAAAGUAUGGCAGGUAGUACAAACGGACAAUGCUCCAGCUACAAAAUUGAUUGCCAAAAAUGGAUUCAUGAUAAAGGCUAUGUACAAUGUUAACAAGAGCACAGAUAUCGAAUCUAUAAACAAAGGUUCGCGCUAUUUAUUGAAAUUAAAGAGCGACCUAAGAGAUUAUAUCGACUUAGACAUACCUGAUAGAAAGUGCAUGGACACAAGAUUGAAUCAUUUAGACUAA
Molecule: messenger RNA, 768 nt
Organism: Kluyveromyces marxianus DMKU3-1042
Lineage: Eukaryota; Fungi; Ascomycota; Saccharomycetes; Saccharomycetales; Saccharomycetaceae
Gene: SRB5
Product: Srb5p
Exons: 1
Coding region: 1-768 (255 amino acids)
Biological process (GO): regulation of transcription by RNA polymerase II; termination of RNA polymerase II transcription
Cellular component (GO): mediator complex; core mediator complex
Molecular function (GO): transcription coregulator activity
Source: RefSeq, a predicted model, not a curated record